GCUGCGCGAGCGGGGGCGCCGCGGGUGGCCGGGCGCGAGGCCGUGGGCUUCCCCUGCCCCCUGCCCGUCCGCUGUGGAGGACGCAGACAAUGAAACUGAGGCACAGAGAGGUUAAAGAAUUUGCCCAGGUCACAUAGCUGGUAAGUGGCAAAGCCAGAUCUCUCACACCGCCGGCCUCCAAGGCCACCCUGUUCUACUGCGCUCUGAAAGGACGUGUUUCGGCUUUUCUCAGGAUGACCACAUUGUUAUCUUCCCAGUUUCAGGAAAUGACUUAGAGGCCUUACAAAUACAUCUGUGCAUUCUUGCUUCAGACUUGACAAUUGAGGGCCAACUGAAUCUGGAAGCACUUACUAAUGUUACAAGGAAACCACUACCUCAGCAAACAAAAGGAAAGUAGAAGAUUUAUAAUUUAUUACAAAGGCCAUUGGAAAAACCCCAAAACACUCACUUUAAAAAAUUUAAAGGAAAUUUAGAGAGAUUUGGAUUGAGAAGCAUUUGUAGGUAAAUAGAUUUGGCGGGCAGGCCCUGUCAAGAUUUUGCAGAGAUUUGAUUUCCUUCCCAAGGACUAGUGUGAAAUACUUUGGCUUUUUAAAUUGCUGUUGAUCAGCUUGUGGAUUUGAGGUUCUAAUUUUUCUGGUAUAUUGAAGAUACAUUAUAUUACACUGUAUCACAUUUUUUAAAGUUAAGUUAUUUUUCUGCCAUUGUAAAUACAAGUAUGGAAAUAUUCUUGCAAAGCAAUUAGAGUAAACAUUUUUCUCAAGCAAGCAUCUUUUUAAGAGAGUGGAAUGCUAGCAGUUCUUAUGCAGCAAUUGGGACACACUUAUUUUUUGUCAAAGGUCCUGCUAAUACUGAGACAGUUAGUUCUAUCUCUUAUCUACAUUGGAACACGUGGACACCUGCCUCAUGGAAAUGCCUUUUUUAAAAAUUAGGUUUGCAGAACUCCACUAUUUUUAUACCUAGCUACAGUUUUUUUAAAACAUAAAGGAAUCAGAACCUCUCCCUGCUCACGGCCCCUGAACAGUCCCCUUCCCGCAUGUAUUGCUGCAGUGCCCAGGACAGUAAAAUGGACUACAAGCGGCGCUUCCUGCUUGGCGGGUCCAAGCAGAAGGUGCAGCAGCACCAGCAGUACCCUAUGCCCGAGCUGGGCCGAGCACUGAGUGCUCCCCUGGCAUCCACUGCCCCCCUGGGCAGUCUGACUGCUGCAGGCAGCUGCCACCACGCCAUGCCCCACUCCACUCCCAUUGCUGACAUCCAGCAGGGCAUUUCCAAGUACCUGGAUGCCCUCAACGUCUUCUGCCGUGCCAGUACUUUCCUCACAGAUCUCUUCAGCACUGUGUUCAGGAAUUCUCACUACUCGAAGGCAGCCAUGCAGCUCAAGGACGUGCAGGAGCAUGUAAUGGAGGCAGCCAGUAGGCUAACUUCAGCCAUAAAGCCUGAAAUUGCCAAGAUGCUGAUGGAGCUUAGUGCUGGGGCUGCAAACUUUACAGAUCAGAAGGAAUUCAGUCUCCAGGACAUUGAGGUGUUGGGGCGAUGUUUCUUGACAGUAGUGCAAGUCCAUUUUCAGUUUCUGACCCAAGCACUACAGAAAGUCCAGCCAGUGGCUCACUCUUGCUUUGCUGAAGUUGUUGUGCCAGAGAAAAAGAACAGCGGCAAUGGCGGCGGCUUAUCUGGCACGGGCCACACCCCUGAACUGGAGGAAGCUGUGCGAUCAUGGCGGGGUGCUGCUGAGGCGACCUCUAGACUGAGAGACAAAGGAUGUGAUGGCCGACUGGCAGGAAUUGAAGUCCAGCAGCUCUUCUGUUCUCAGAGUGCAGCAAUUCCUGAGCACCAGCUGAAAGAGCUGAACAUAAAAAUCGACAGUGCUUUGCAGGCAUAUAAAAUAGCUCUGGAAAGCUUAGGCCACUGUGAAUACGCAAUGAAAGCUGGCUUCCAUCUGAAUCCAAAGGCGAUUGAAGCCAGUUUGCAGGGCUGUUGCAGCGAGGCUGAGGCCCAGCAGACAGGGCGGCGGCAGACCCCACCACAGCCCAUGCAGUGCGAGCUCCCCACCGUCCCUGUGCAGAUAGGACCGCACUUCCUUAAGGGAGUCUCCUUCAAUGAGUCCGCCGCAGACAAUCUGAAACUUAAAACGCAUACGAUGUUGCAACUGAUCAAGGAGACAGGCUGUUACAAUGGACUCACGCCUAGAGAUGAUCUUCCUGUGACAGAAGUGUUGAAUCAGGUGUGCCCUUCCACAUGGCGGGGUGCCUGCAAGACUGCUGUGCAACUGCUAUUUGGCCAGGCUGGACUGGUGGUUGUCGACACAGCACAGAUUGAAAAUAAAGAGGCCUAUGCCCCCCAAAUCAGUUUAGAAGGCUCCAGAAUUGUGGUUCAAGUCCCAUCCACAUGGUGCUUGAAAGAAGACCCCGCCACCAUGUCCCUGCUGCAGAGAAGCCUGGACCCCGAGAAGACCCUGGGUCUGGUUGACGUGCUCUACACAGCUGUGCUGGACCUCGGCCGCUGGCGGGCGGGGAGAGAACAAGCUUUGCCCUGCAUACAGAUCCAGCUCCAGAGGGAGAUCUGUGAUUUAGGGAAUCAGAGCGACCUGCCUACUGGAAAUGGAAACAAAUCUUCAGGUGGCCUGCAGAGGACAUUCUCCAAACUGACAUCCCGACUCACUAAGAAAGCUUCAUGCACCAGCUCUAGCAGCAGCACGAAUUAUUCCAUACCAAACACCCCUUCCAAAAACAUUUUCAUCGCUGGGUGUUCUGAAGAAAAGGCCAAAAUGCCCAGUAAUAUUGAUACACGGUUGCAAGGCAUUUUGAACAUCGGGAAUUUCCCUCGGACUACAGAUCCUUCACAGUCAGCUCAGAAUUCCAGUCAUCAGAUGGCCAACGGGUUCCUCAUGGAGAGGCGUGAGAACUUCCUUCCAGGGGAUGAAGGCAAGGAUGAAAAGGGUAUGAACUUACCAACUGAUCAAGAAAUGCAAGAGGUGAUAGACUUUCUCUCAGGCUUUAACAUGGGCCAGUCACAUCAGGGCUCCCCCUUGGUGACGAGGCGCAAUUCUUCUGCCACAGCCAUGGUGACUGAGCAGAAGGCAGGAGCCCUGCAGCCACAGCAUCCUCCACUGACAAUGCCCCCUCCGCAGCGGCCACCCCAGACUGGGGCGCACACACCUCUGCCACCCCAGCCAGCACUGACCCCUCAGCAGCAGUCCCCAAAGCAGCAGCCCCAGGUUCAAUACUACCAACACCUGCUGCAACCCAUUGGCCCGCAGCAGGUCCCAUCCCAGCCUCGGGCUCCUGGGAAAUGGGUACAUGGCUCCUCCCAGCAGCCAUCCCAGCCUCUUGGAGUGGGUCUGUCUCCUCUCGGCCAGUGGCCUGGCAUAGCGGACCUCAGUUCUGACUUGUACAGCUUGGGGCUGGUGAGCAGCUAUAUGGAUAAUGUGAUGUCGGAGGUUUUGGGACAGAAACCUCAGGGACCGAGAAACAACACGUGGCCCAAUCGUGACCAGAGUGACGGAGUCUUUGGGAUGCUGGGAGAGAUUCUGCCUUUUGAUCCUGCAGUGGGUUCAGAUCCAGAGUUUGCACGCUACGUUGCGGGAGUGAGCCAGGCAAUGCAGCAGAAGAGACAAGUUCAGCAUGGUCGCCGCCCAGGCAACCUCCGGGGCAAUUGGCCUCCCAUGGACGAUGCCCAUCGGACCUGGCCUUUCCCAGAGUUUUUCACAGAAGGGGAGAGUCUGCACAGUGGCUGGUCGGGCACCCAGGGAGACUCAGCCAGCUCCAGUGAUGAGACAUCCUCUGCCAACGGGGACAGCUUAUUCUCCAUGUUUUCAGGACCCGACCUCGUAGCCGCUGUCAAGCAAAGAAGGAAGCACAGCAGUGGCGAGCAGGAGACCAGCACACUGCCCUCCCCACCUCUUCUUACCACAGAGGAAGACAUGAACCAGGAUAACAAAACCAAAACGUGGCCACCCAAGGCACCCUGGCAACACCCUUCCCCGCUGCCCAGCCCCAGCACACCCCUCUAUGCAGUCGCCAGCCCGGGCAGCCAGUGGAACGACACCAUGCAGAUGUUACAGUCCCCCGUGUGGGCUGCCACCAGCGACUGCAGCGCCACCUCCUUCACCUACAUGCAGACGCCCCCGCAGCCUCCACCCCCGCCAACACACAAGGCAGCACCCAAGGGCUUCAAGGCCUUCCCGGGAAAGGCUGAGCGUAGGCCUGCCUAUUUGCCCCAGUACUGACCCAGGGCCUGCCUGCCCAGACCUUUUGGGGCCAGUGUUAACACACCAGAGCUGACACCAGCCUCCCAAAGGACCAGUGCAUCCCUGUCCUGGGUAGGGAUGCUCCGAACGGGGGUGGUUGGCAGCUCCACGCCUUUAAGGCCUGGCUUCUCAAACCUAGAAGGCAUCCUUGGGGGACAGGCUUCUGACCCUCCUUAGGGGAUGCUGUGGGUCUUCGAGCCAAGGAGGCACCUACAGUGAUGCUGAAGCAGGUGACCCACAGCCCCACUCAGAAAUGGGCUUUUCUGUGUGCAGUCCCACCGGGUGAGCAAAACUGACUGUUCUCUGUUCCCUGCCUCCUCCCCCACAGCACCAGUCAUUGUACUGUAUGGCUGGUUUCAGAGGUUUUGAGUUAAAACACCUCCUGCCUAAAAUGGAUUGAAUAUCUUAAGAUGACAGAUACAGUGGCUGGAAGUCUUCUCAACACUAUAUCAAGUGAACACAAAAUGGGCGAAGCCUGGACUUUUGUGAGCAGAAGCAAUCACCGAUAUUUCCCGAGCAUAGGCUACCCCUCACCAUCCAGCCUCACUCAGGGGGUGCCCCAUUUGCCAGCUUUACAAGAACAGAAUUGUAGAGCUGAUGUCGGAGACAUAUUCCUGGUGGGGCACGGGAUGAGCCAGUGGGCUGCAGUCCAUGUCCUGGAUGGAGCUGCACCUGCCACCCUCCAGGCCUGCCACACGUGGCCACAGGCAUCCAAGCCGCCUCAAAACGUGGGCGGUGUGGUCAGGGAUUACACAGACAGACCUGCACUUGAAACUACAGUAACAUUUGUGAGCUGGCUCAAGACAAGAAAGCAGUUGCGAUGCAGAUAGGGAUUAGUCCUUAAAAAAAAAAAAGACAAAAAAACACCUUGUUUUGAGUUAACAUGUGCCAUUAAUUAACAUCCUGUGGAUUUAGGAAUAUCCCAACCAGUCCCAGCCGAGUGGAUCCAGAAGAAUUGAAUGGUGCUUAAAUUGAGAAAUAAUAAUAGAUAUAUCUAUAUAGAAUAGGCAUCCCACUGUACAUUAAUUGAGGUUACAAAAGUUCUUUAUAUAAAACUUAUUUAAAUUUUUCAUAUUUCAUCUUUGAAAAAGUCUAAUUGAGAAGAAUCCAUAAUAUUUUCUGGUAUGAAAGUUUUACAGUAUUAAUAUUUUUUUUAUAUUUUCUUAAAUCAUUAAACCAUUUUAAUAUAUGUUAACUACUAAUAAAUGGUUUAUUCUUUCUAACUCCAUAUAAGCUUUUCCAGCAAAGAUUGUAAUAACACAUUUAUGUUCUCAUUUUUCUACAGAUAUAAGUAAAUUUAUAUUUAAAAAUACCAAAAAGAAUAUGUAUAUGUAUGUAUAUACAUAUAUAUAUUUAUAUAUACACACACACACACACUAAUGAUAGAGGACCCGUAGGGUGUCUGAGCCCAGCCAUCUGAAUCCUCAGUACUGUUGCCAGGUUGUUUCCAGGCCUCAGGUGUUGUCCUUUGUGCUGUGUGGGGAUGCCAUUGCUGCCUGACUGUGCGAUCCUCUCACCCUGGGUUCUGAACAUUCGCCUCACCAUGUUUACAAGAGAACUGUUUUGUACAUAGACGUUUUCAGGCACGUGCUUUGCACCGACCCUGCGUGGCUCUUGUCCGUGCUCGCUGUCACUGUGUGUGCACUAAUUUCUUUGUUGCUGUUGUGUGUGACUGUUUUACUUGUAAAAAAAAAAAAGUUUUCUAUUUCCCUCAGUAAUGUGUCCACAGGUCCUGGUAUUCCGAGUUUUCUGAACUGAUGUACCUUUGUUUUAAUAGUGCCUCCUCAAAGACCUAACCCUGGACCGAGGUCAGCCCUUGAUACCCCAGUGCAGGUGACAUUGACCUUGCUAUUUGUCAUUUUCCGGUCUGUUUUUCUCUAUGAAGACAUUUUGUAAUUGCAUCUCCCUGGGUUGUGAGACUGUGAUGCUCUUUGUGUGGUCCCCUUGUAGGUGCUGUGUUCUCAGCACCACCUCGCUCUGAACACUGGUAAUUCCAGGUGCUGCGCUUGGCAGAGCAAUCUUGCCAAAGCGCGCGUGAGUGUGUGUGUGUGCACGUGUGUCUGAGUGUGUGUGUGUGUGUGUGUGUGUGUGUGUGUGUGUGUCCUUUGCAUGGUCGGGCACGGCAGCCUUGCUCGGGCAUCAGCAGGACGUUGUGUGUAUAGUUAAUGCUUCCAAACUGGAACUCUACAUUUUGUAUCUUUCUUUUAAAGCUCCUAUAAGUAAUAUAACUAUUGGCUUUAUUAAAAAAUACACAUUUAAUAUCUUGUA
Sorex fumeus (smoky shrew) is the source of this 6511-nucleotide messenger RNA. RefSeq names its product granule associated Rac and RHOG effector 1 (gene GARRE1). The transcript has 15 exons. Gene Ontology annotation, molecular function: CCR4-NOT complex binding. Gene Ontology annotation, biological process: Rac protein signal transduction. Bases 1034 to 4222 code for a protein of 1062 amino acids. NCBI's taxonomy places the organism in Eukaryota, Metazoa, Chordata, Mammalia, Eulipotyphla, Soricidae. The record is from RefSeq and is a predicted model, not a curated record.